Clarias gariepinus (North African catfish) is the source of this 1801-nucleotide messenger RNA. It is a transcript of the gene dnajc25, whose product is annotated as DnaJ (Hsp40) homolog, subfamily C, member 25. Gene Ontology annotation, cellular component: endoplasmic reticulum membrane. Bases 17 to 1075 code for a protein of 352 amino acids. Lineage: Eukaryota; Metazoa; Chordata; Actinopteri; Siluriformes; Clariidae. The record is from RefSeq and is a predicted model, not a curated record. Gene Ontology annotation, biological process: protein folding. The transcript is spliced from 4 exons.
CGCUGGGAACGCUGACAUGGCGGCUCCCACAGGCUCUGCGCCGCGGCUCGGUGUGAGCGCUGCUGUUCUUCUCUUCAUUUCGGCGCUUUGCGUUCCCUCGGCUUUAGCUCUGAUUGAAGGACUGUACUGCGGCACGCAGAUCUGCUACGAUGUCCUCGGGGUGAGCAGAGACGCGUCCAAAGCAGAGAUCGGCCGUGCGUACCGCAACCUGGCCCGGAUAUAUCACCCGGACCGCUUCCAGGCUGGAGACCCGGCACUGGCCGGAGAGACCGCGGAGAGCGCGGAGCAGAAGUUUCUGCUCAUCGCUACUGCGUAUGAAACGUUAAAAGAUGAAGAAUCACGCAGGGACUAUGACUACAUGCUGGAUCACCCGGAGCAAUACUACAGCCACUACUACACCUACUACAGGAGACGGCUGGCACCCAAAGUAGACGUUCGGAUAGUCAUUCUCGUGACCGUGUGUGCAAUUUCACUUUUUCAGUAUUAUAGCUGGUGGAGCAGCUACACCGAAGCAAUCAACUACCUUACCACCGUCCCGAAGUAUCGCAUCCAGGCGACCGAGCUGGCCAAGCAGCAAGGCCUGCUAAACCGCACCAAAGAGAAAGGCAAGAACCGGCGUUCCAAAGAGGAGAUCCGCGAAGAAGAAGAGGAGAUCAUACGCGACAUCAUAAAGAACAAGAUCGACAUCAAAGGAGGCUACCAGAAGCCCAACAUCUCCGACAUCCUGCUGUUCAAGAUCAUCCUGUUCCCGUACCACAUGUGCCUGUACGUGGCGUGGUACUGCUCGUGGGUUUAUCGCUUCACCGUCCGAGGCGAGGAGUACGGAGAGGAGGAGAAACUCUACAUCAUCCGCAAGAACAUGAAAAUGUCACAGGCGCAGUUCGACAGUCUGGACGACCACCUGAUACGGACGUUCCUGGAGCGUCGGCUGUGGGUAAAAGAGAACUACGAGGUGUACAGAGUAGAGCAGGAGGAUGAGAUGAAGAUGAAGAUGGCCACGGACCCGCGGUGGAAGCGCUACAGGCGCUGGAUGAAGAGCGAAGGACCCGGCCGCAUUACCUUCAUCGACGAUUAACCGCAAAUGCCAUACACACAUGCAUCUGAUUAUACGAUUCUAGUCGUGUGUGUGUGUGUGUUAGCAAGCACACAUGUUUACAACAAUCGUCUGUGUGCAUUUAUAUGGAGACUUUUGACUGAUUGUCAGAUACGAAUAUAAUUGAGGGCUGUAUCUGUACAGAAGCUGCUGUGAUUCCACUGACUCUUUCUGAGUUGAACUGAUGUCAGUGUCAGAGCGUGUAGAAGCUCUGUGUUAAUAGCAAUCCGAGCAGUGUGCUCAUCCACAUCGCUGCUGUCAUCUUUGGCCUUUUACUCAUAUUGGAAGGCUGCCUUUCAAUGUGUUGGUACCUGUUUUGCCUCUUUAUGCAUCCAAGCAAAUUAAAUAUUAUAUUUUUAAAAAGAUAUUAAAGUGACUGUUUAAAAUGAUUGUGUGCUGGUCAACUCACACCUCCGGUGCAACAACCCGUGCGGCAGAAAUACAAGAUUUUCUGGACAUCUGGUACAUGUAUUCUGCAUAAAUUGUAACGAUAUUAUACUAGUUUAUUGCACAAUAACAUCAACAACAAUAUUAUACUAUAAUAUAAUAAUAUACUAUUAUAGCAUCUUAUGGGUAAAGGAUUUUCUGUGACCUAGCAAUGCUGUGUUUUUAUGCUUUGGAUGGAUAAAUGCUAUUCUAAGGCAGUUAAUUUGGUUACAUUUAACAAUGUUAAAUUUAAUAAUAAAUCAACAAUAAAUGUAGCGCACG